Molecule: messenger RNA, 2682 nt
Organism: Tupaia belangeri chinensis (Chinese tree shrew)
Lineage: Eukaryota; Metazoa; Chordata; Mammalia; Scandentia; Tupaiidae
Gene: PLEKHA3
Product: pleckstrin homology domain containing A3
Exons: 8
Coding region: 317-1219 (300 amino acids)
Biological process (GO): retrograde transport, endosome to Golgi; receptor recycling; endosome organization
Cellular component (GO): trans-Golgi network; recycling endosome; early endosome
Source: RefSeq, a predicted model, not a curated record
GAGGGGUUUCCCGGGACAAGCCGGCCCCUUUCAUCCAGGAAGUGAAAGCGACGUCGGGGUCAAUGAAAACAAACGGGGCGCCCAGGGGAAGGAAGGCAGGCUACAGAGAACCGGCGCUGGGGCGCGGGAGGGAGCUGCCGGGCGGCGGAAGCGCGAGCCGGGGGCCGGGCGCAGUCACGUUUCUGCCGAGUGCCGGUGGCGGGCGCCCGGGGCGGGGGUCUGGGGGGGUCGGGAGGGGUCGCCCCAGGCUCCGCGCCCACCGCAUCACCUUGGUCGGCGCCGGGGCACGAGGAUGUGCGGUGCCGGGCUCUGAAGCAUGGAGGGGGUUCUGUACAAGUGGACCAACUAUCUCACAGGUUGGCAGCCUCGCUGGUUUGUUUUAGAUAAUGGAAUCCUAUCCUACUAUGAUUCACAGGAUGAUGUUUGCAAAGGGAGCAAAGGGAGUAUAAAGAUGGCAGUUUGUGAAAUUAAAGUCCACUCAGCAGACAACACAAGAAUGGAAUUGAUCAUUCCGGGAGAGCAGCAUUUCUACAUGAAGGCAGUGAAUGCAGCUGAAAGACAGAGGUGGCUGGUGGCUCUGGGUAGUUCCAAAGCAUGUUUGACUGAUACUAGGACUAAAAAAGAAAAAGAAAUAAGUGAAACUAGUGAAUCUCUGAAAACCAAAAUGUCUGAACUUCGCCUCUACUGUGACCUCCUAAUGCAGCAGGUUCAUACUAUCCAGGAAUUUGUUCACCAUGAUGAGAAUCAUUCACCUCCCAGCAUAGAGAACAUGAAUGAAGCCUCUUCUCUACUCAGUGCCACAUGUAAUACAUUCAUCACAACGCUUGAAGAAUGUGUGAAGAUAGCGAAUGCCAAGUUUAAACCUGAGAUGUUUCAGCUGCCCCACCCAGAUCCCUUAGUUUCUCCUGUGUCACCUUCUCCUGUUCAAAUGAUGAAGCGUUCUGUCAGCCAUCCUGGUUCUUGCAGUUUGGAGAGGAAUAGCCACUCUAUAAAAGAACCAGUGUCUACACUUCACCGACUUUCCCAGCGACGCCGAAGAACCUACUCAGAUACAGACUCUUAUAAUGAUAUUCCCCUUGAUGAUCCAGAUAGACCUGUUCACUGUUCAAGAAGUACAGUUAAUGGAGAUUUGGCAUCAGCAACCAUUCCUGAAGAAAGCAGACUUAUAGCCAAAAAAAAAUCUGAAUCAGAAGAUCCUCUUCCAUCCUUCUCUUCUUGAGGAAUUCGAAGUGUCCAACUUCCUCUAAGUAUUGCUAUGCAAAAGCUGCUGUAAUUAAACCAUUGUUAUGGGGAGUAGUUUUUCCCUUUACUUAGGAUUUCUCUGCACUUUAUAGAAUAUUGUAAAACAAAGAAAUGACACACAUACUUUUGAAGUGUAUUUUAUCUUUAUAUAGUUUAUUUGCAAGAGUAUUUUCCUAAUAACUUCACAGUAUGAAUGUGCAUUUUUUUUUUAAAUGAUAGUGUAACAUUUUGACAUCCACAAGACAAAUGUAGAUAUUUUUCUAAAAACCUGUGAAGGACUGACAACUCGGUCAGUGUGUAUUGUAGCUUAUAAACAUGAAAUCUUACAAGGUUUCAGUUUGACAGAGUGUGAUAUAUGUAACUUGUGCCAUGGACCAAAUGGUCACUUUACCCCAGCUAAAAAUGAGUUUCUGUAGCAGCUCGAUGGUGACUGCAUUGUAUUCUUGUAAGCAAAAAGGAAGCACUUAAUGUUUUAAAUAUCUUUAGCCCGAGUUCCAUGACAUAUUGAACAUUUUUAAAAACGAGACUCUGCUGUCCUUCAUAUAUGAAGUUGACACUACUGAUUUGUCAAUACCAAAUGUUGGGUUAAAGUAUUUAAUUUUUUUUUAAUUUAUUUAUUUUCUUAUUGCAUCAAAUGAUGAUUGCAUCCUGACUUUUGUGACCUACCAAAUUUGAAAUGUGUAUACAUUGUUUGUUCUAGAAAAGAGGUUAAUGUUGUAGUGACCUUGCUCACUUAUACCAGCGAAAUAAAAACUUUCAAUAAAGGAGGUUUUAGUGCUUUUUUUCUAAAACAGACUUUAAGCUGCUGUUGUAAGGUAUUAUUUGCAGCUUUUUAGAAUAUCUAGAAACAUUUUUUAUUUAUGAAUAUUUAUACAAAAAAGGAAUUCUGUCAAGGUGAUUACUGAUUAUAUCACUUAAGAAUGGCAUUAUUUAAUUAAAGAAGUAGCAUUUUUUUUUGUAGUGCCUGUCCAUACCUGUUAUCAGUGUUUGCCUUGUAAUCUGUUUUUUUUAAAAUUCACUUUGGGGUGAUGGUUUUGUCCAAGGUUUUGGAUGAAGAGCACUUUAAAACAAAUGGUUUGGUCUUUUUAAGUUAAUCACAUAGUUAAUAAAUAUGUGGUUUUUGCAUCUAAACUCAUCAUAUAAUACAUUGUAUUUUUUACAUUCUUUGAUACUCUGUUUAAUUUUUAUUAAGUGCUAAUAGUAUUCUUUAUGGAUUUGAUUUUUGUUUGUGUAUACACAAAUGAGCUUUGAAUGGUCUGACCAAUUUCACUUUAAAUUUCUCUUUUAAGAUUAUGUGGGAAUUUUUUUUUUUUUUUGAGAAUUAAUGUUUGGUAUUUACUAAGAAUAAGUCUAUAGUUAUAGGCCUUCUUUAAGUUUAAAUGGAUAUACAUAAUCUAUAUACGUCAAUAUGUAUUUAGAUAAACUGUAUGCUGUUUAAAG